This is a messenger RNA of Ipomoea triloba (trilobed morning glory), 999 nucleotides long. RefSeq lists its product as uncharacterized. Lineage: Eukaryota; Viridiplantae; Streptophyta; Magnoliopsida; Solanales; Convolvulaceae. Gene Ontology annotation, biological process: root development; shoot system development. The record is from RefSeq and is a predicted model, not a curated record. The transcript has a single exon. The coding region runs from base 1 to 999 and encodes 332 amino acids.
AUGAAGAUGUUGGCAAACCUCUCGUUGAGGCUAUCGAGCUCCUCUUCCUUGGUGCUUCCAUUUCCAAUCCAAACCUUAUUCAAUCAGCACCUCACUUCAAACCUUAAAACCUUAUUAUUAUCAUCAUCUUCUCCUAAUGAUUGCGUGAUCACCGUGUCCUUUCUAGCUCAUGCACUCGAUGCUUUAGUGGCCACCCAAAAGCUCGCCCACCAAUCUCUGCCCACAUCCUCCACCUUUGCCCAGCCGUCGGAUCGCGAAGCCAUCGAACGGUAUCUGGAGGAGAACAGCAUUGAUCUGUUGGAUGCCUGCAAUGAGUUGGGGGACAAGCUGGACAACGUUUGCGAGUACGUGAAAUCUUUGAGGUUGGCUCUUCACUGCCUCGAAGCUCCUACUUCAAUCGCGGUUGCGCGUGCCAACAAACUGUUACUGGGAAGAGAAAGCGGCUGCAAAAUGACAAACUCUACAAUUUCCUCGCUUAUUCCAAGUUUCAAGAGAAUUGUUCAACAUCAGCGUAUGAACUCGAGAGCAACGAAAAACAAAUACGUCGUAAGAUCCGAGUUAGAGGAGAUUUUGGAUGGAUCGUCAUUGGUUACUUCAACAAUAUUUGAAAUUCUCGACAGUGCACUGUCAUUCAAGUUAAAACAUCGGAAUGGGCAUAACACGACAGUACAGAUCAGUCGAGCGGCAACCCCGUAUUCCUCGUACCACUCGUGGCUGUCUUUGUUGCAAGAGUUAAGAAACAACCUCAAGAAAGAGACUAAGAAGAGUUUGCAGGUCCGGGAGCUACAAAACACAGUGUGGUUAGCUCAGGAAUUACGCCAAGAAUUGAUGAGAUCUCAAGACUGUAGUAAGCUUAGGGUGAGAGUAGAAGAAUUGAAGAGGAGUUGCGAUGAAUUGGAAAAUGGGCUUAAACCCUUACAGGGAAAAGUAAAGGAGGUGUAUAGAUAUUUGAUUUGUGUUAGAAUGGCGUUGCUGGAAAAGCUCUCUUCCAUGGCCUAA